UUCUCAUUUUUCCCCGCCUUCUUUGUACUCUUAUACUCCAUGUUCUCUCAAAAUGCUAAGAGACUCUGGUAGACAUUCUUCUAAGAUAUACGGAGAUGUUGGGAAAAUCAAUUUCUAGUCCAAGCAUUCCCACUCGAAUUACUCAACUACCAAGAUAUGAAAGCUUUUUUUUCCUAUUGCAAAGAUACACAGGGAAGCGUCAACUCAACCAAAUUCUUGCUCUUUCGAUCAUUUCAGGUCUCAUCCAAAAGCGCUCUAUAGCAAGCAAACUUGUUGCCUCUUUGGCCCUGAGUUCCCUUCCGGGCACUACUUCUAUGGCCCGUGUAAUCGCUGAUGGUAUUCAUGGUCUUGAUACUUACACUUGGAACACAAUCUCCAGAGGUUAUUUGGAGGCAAAUAGACCGGAAGAAGCCUUUUCAGUUUAUUCCCUCUUACGAAGAAGAGCUUUCGUGGUUGAUGGUUAUACCCUUCUAUUUGCAAUCAAAUCGUGCGAGAUUAACAUAAUUCAAGGGGAACAGUUGCACGCUCAAGUGUACAAACUGGGAUUCUUGCAUGAGCUCAUAAUCCGAACUGCCAUUAUGCAGAUGUAUGCGUCUCACGAUAGGAUUUUUUACGCGGAACAAAUGUUCGAUGAAAUGCCCCAAAGAGAUUUGGUUAUGUGGAACUCCCUUAUUGCUUUAUAUGCUCGAAAGGGUUUCCCUUUGAAAGCACUUCAAGGUUUGCAAGAUAUGGUCAUGAACAAUGUUCUGCCCAAUGAGGUCACUGCAGCAAGUGUUCUUUCUUCUUGCUCUUCGAUGAAAGCAUUGAAAGAGGGCAGAGUAGUCCAUGGUUAUGUGAUCAGAAAUCUCGGCCAUUUUGAUAUUUUUCUCAGCAAUGCGUUGGUUGGAAUGUAUUCAAAUUGUGGAGAUCUUUCAAAAGCCCUCCUCAUCUUUCAAUUGAUGUCUUCAAGAAAUGUGAUUUCGUGGACAUCAAUGAUCAAGGGUUAUGUUGAUAACAACUGUCCACGUGAGGCAUUGAAUUUGUUCACCAAGAUGGUAUCUGAAAACAUGAGACCAGAUGAGGUUACCGUGUUACAGUUAAUUUCAAUGUGCUCCAAAUUGGGACGCUUUGAACUUGGACUACAGAUUGAAGACUAUCUACAGAAGAACAUGAUUAGUAAAGAGAAUCACUCUAUUGCAAAUGCUCUAAUGGACAUGCAUGCCAAAUGUGGUAAUAUGAGGAAGGCCUGCCAAAUUUUUGAUGGAAUGGUGCAGAAAACUCUAGUCUCUUGGACUACAAUCAUUAAUGGGUUAGCAAGGCAUGGACAUGGCAUACCGGCAUUAGUCCGGUUCUGCCAGAUGCAGAGAGAAGGGUUUAAACCAGAUGGUGUCAUCUUCCUCAGCAUCUUAACUGCUUGUAGCCAUGCAGGUUUAGUGGAUGAGGGAUUGAAAUGUUUUGAAUCAAUGAUUGAUGAUUAUUAUAUAGAGCCAUGGAUGGAGCACUGUGGAAGUAUUGUGGAUCUUCUAUGCAGGGCGGGGCUAGUGAAAGAGGCAUUGGACUUUGCUAAGGCAAUGCCAUUAAAACCAGAUAUUGUGGUGAGGAGAAUGCUGGUAGGAGCAUGUCAAAAGCAAAGUAAUAUGGAGCUAGCAAAUCGUGUUGCAAAGAUUUUUCACGAAGCUGGGCCUAAAAGUGUUGAAGAUUAUGUGCUACUGUCUAAUUCCCACGCAGCUAUGGAAGGAUGGCGUGAUGUACAAGAACUAAGGGAAGGAAUGAAGAUUAUGGGGUUGAGGAAGAAGGAUUCGGGUAAUAGUUUGAUAGAGGUUUGGAUCAAGAAUAAUCUCUACGCUAGAAAGAACAUUAACUGUUUCUCUCGCUGGCCCUGGAUCAUGGUCUUUAGCACCAUAUGCUGGCUCCUCUGGACAUCAAGAUGCAAAGCAGUCUUCGAAGGCUUACCGAUUCGCUCGCACGUUAUCUUUAGCCUUUGCCUUCACAAGCUUGGAAAUGCAGCAAGUCAACACUUUCUAGAACCACAUCUUUCAACUUAGAGAUGAGACUCGUUGGACACCCCCUCCAGCUGGAUCCUACAGGAUGGAUGUCGAUGCAUCAGUCAGAGAACACCACCAUGCGUGUGGUGGUUUAAUUGGAGACUCUGCUUCCACCGAGCUUUGGGUAAUGUCUCUUGCACAGAAGCAGAACUCCUCGCCAUUCAUGCUGGUCACAAAGCAUGCCACAGACGAAGUGUUAUCAUAUUCAGAGGUGGUCCACCCUUACCACCCACUUUGACCAACUAUUCAUGCCAUUCGUUCCACAUUGGCUACACUAUAAGAUAUCGCUAGAAGUGCUCAUCCCAGCCCCUCUUACAUUUCCUAUUUGAUGUUACUCCAUAUUGUGUUAAUUUGUAUUCACAGGGUAGGAGCCUCGUCUCCCUGAACUGUUGACUCUUGUGAUCAAGCUUAGUUUGCCCCCCUUAAUUUGAAAAAGAAAGAAAGAAAAAUUC
Messenger RNA from Prosopis cineraria, 2476 nucleotides. RefSeq names its product pentatricopeptide repeat-containing protein At4g38010-like. Lineage: Eukaryota; Viridiplantae; Streptophyta; Magnoliopsida; Fabales; Fabaceae. The record is from RefSeq and is a predicted model, not a curated record. Gene Ontology annotation, molecular function: RNA binding; protein binding. Gene Ontology annotation, biological process: RNA modification. The transcript is spliced from 2 exons. Bases 96 to 2024 code for a protein of 642 amino acids.